Molecule: messenger RNA, 1674 nt
Organism: Ylistrum balloti
Lineage: Eukaryota; Metazoa; Mollusca; Bivalvia; Pectinida; Pectinidae
Product: TNF receptor-associated factor 3-like
Exons: 10
Coding region: 4-1674 (556 amino acids)
Biological process (GO): regulation of apoptotic process; protein K63-linked ubiquitination; regulation of canonical NF-kappaB signal transduction
Cellular component (GO): plasma membrane signaling receptor complex
Molecular function (GO): protein binding; zinc ion binding
Source: RefSeq, a predicted model, not a curated record
GAGAUGGCGCUGAGUUCCGUGAAAUCUUUAUCUAUGCAACAGACUCCAUUAGGACGUCCAUCCUUUGUGAACCUUGAUCCCAAGUACAAAUGUCUCGAGUGCAGAGAUGUUCUUAGAGAUGCCGUUCAAACCCUUUGCGGACACAGGAUGUGUGAAGAAUGUGCAUUCAAGGUGUUUGAAAAGUCUUCACCCUUGCGAUGUCCUGGAAAUGAUGAAACAUGUGUACCGACUCUGAAAAAGGAGGAGAUUUUCAGAGACCCAAGUGCGAGACGUGAGACUGCUACGCUUCCGGUGUAUUGCUCCAAUAAAGACCAAGGUUGUACACAGGAAAUGCAGUGGAAACAACUGGAGGAACACAUUUUGGACUGCGAUUUCAAAUCAGUUCAGUGUGUCUAUGAACCUAAUGGCUGUGGUAUAUUUACUCUGAAAAAGAACUUGGAGGAUCAUCUGCAGCGUUGUGAAUACAGAAAGGAGCCAUGUUUCUUCUGUAAGGAUGACGUCGUCAUCGUUCAUAGACAAGAUCACGAAUCAAUGGAAUGCAGAAAAAUUCUUAUUGAUUGCCCAAAUGGAUGUGGUAUUGCUGAACGACCUCGAGAAGAUAUGAAGGAACAUGAACUAGAUUGUCCGAAAAGACCGUUUCAUUGUAAGUUUUCAAAUGUCGGAUGUGAUUUUACAGGAUCAAAAGAAGAAUUGGAGAAACAUGAUCAGAUUUCAUUUGACCAUCAUCUACAGUUAACGACAUUGUACACAGCUAGUAUUGACCUCCAGAGUAUGGAGAUCCAAAGGGAAUUGCAAGAUAUCUCAGAAAGUCGACAUAAUUUGAAAAAGACAAAUGACCAGUGUUUGCAAGAAGUUGGAAGUUUGAGGGAGGAAAUGGAAGUCAGGAAAAGGGCGAUAAAGGAGAUCAAGUUGCAAUCCGUUGCCCUCGCUGAACGCAUGAUCCACAUGGAGAGAAGAGUAGAGGAUUGCGCCAGGAAAAACACAGUUGAAAAACAAGGAAGAGACUUACAGGGUCUACGGGACGGCCAAAUAAACCUAUCGAACAGGUUAACGCGGUUAGAACAGAAUGGUCUGUAUGGUGGAGAUAGACAGAGCAUUGGAGACAAUGUUGCUGGCAUAUUACAAAAUCAUGACAGACAAAUCGGAUUGAUGGAUAUUCGUCUGACUGAAUUAGACUUGAGACUUCAGAUUCAAGAAACGACAUCGUUUAAUGGUGUUUUACUAUGGAAAAUACGGGAUUACACGAGACGAAAACAAGAAGCAAAGAAUGGUAGGACGCUCUCCCUGUUUAGCCAGCCAUUUUACACGAGCCAAUUCGGCUACAAGAUGUGUGCCCGAGUCUACCUCAAUGGCGACGGCAUGGGGAAAGGGACACACAUGUCGCUGUUCUUUGUCGUGAUGAGAGGCGAUUUCGACAAUCUACUUCCUUGGCCAUUCCAACAGAAAGUGACCAUGGUUUUAAUGGAUCAGGAUACGGGAACAAACAGGCUGUCUGAUACGUUCAGGCCUGAUGAAAAUAGCAAUAGCUUUAGGAAGCCACAGACAGAGAUGAAUAUUGCAUCAGGCUGUCCUGUUUUUGUUUCUCACACAAUGCUUGAAACGAAAACCUACCUCCAAGAAGAUACGAUAUUUAUAAAGAUUGAAGUGGACACGAAUGGCAUUAAUCCUCCAUAA